UGAUUAUCACAGUUAAAAGUCAAAAAGUGCCAAGCUUUAUUCGAUUUCGAUGUACCCGUGGCCCGGUCCGAGUAGACUGAACGCUAAGUGUUUUUUCUUGAAUUUGUUUUGAAUUUUUUACUGUUGUCCCUCAAUAAUGUGCUCGAAAGAGAGCCACGAAGAAAAUGCCUUCGUUUGAUCAACGGUCCGAUCAGCCUACGAACACCAUCGGCCCACCAUUAUUGUUAAAUAGUAACACUUUUAACCUUGACAGUCGCGCAUUUAAACUUUGACCCAUCUAAGAAACGUCUUUAGAUCGGUUUCAUCCAACAGCAACACAAUAAUGGAGUGUGCCGAUUUGGACGAAUGUGUUCAAAACUGGGAAUCUAUUGCUGGAGAAUACAAGUCUCUAGAGAACGUCAAUAAAGAGUAUUUAGCCAAGGUCGAAGAAGUAGGAGAUCUCCAAGGACAAUGUGUCAAACAAGUCUCUCACCAAAAAUAUAGAUUAAAUGUCAUUGCCAAAUCAUUAAAAAAGUUUGAAAAAGACGAGCGGCAAGAUAUAGUAAAAAGACUAUGGAAAGACGUAAAUCAACGUCGUCAACAGUUAGCAGACAUCGAGCAAACAUUGCCAAAGCCAAAUGGAAGAUAUUUAAAAAUUAUUCUAGGCAGUGUAAAUGUAUCUAUUAUGAAUAAGGAAGAUAAGUUUCGUUACAAAGACGAGUAUGAAAAGUUCAAGUUGGUUCUUAGCAUUAUCGGUUUCUUUUUAUCCCUUUUGAACUUAUUAGCUAAAAGACGAGCGUUCGAAUUGACCUUUUUAUUCUUGUUGGUCUGGUAUUAUUGCACGUUAACCAUUCGAGAAAGCAUAUUGAAAGUGAACGGAUCAAAAAUCAAAGGUUGGUGGCGAAUGCAUCAUUUUAUAUCUACCGUGGCUUCGGCUGUUCUUCUAGUUUGGCCUAAUUCGGAGACAUGGUAUAUAUUCAGGCCGCAAUUUAUGAUUUUUAAUGUUCUCAUCAGCAUAGUCCAAUCAUUCCAAUUUGUUUAUCAACAAGGAGUCUUAUAUAGGCUCAAGGCGUUAGGCGAACGUCAUAACAUGGAUAUUACGAUUGAAGGCUUCCAUUCAUGGAUGUGGCGCGGUCUUAGUUUUUUACUGCCGUUCCUAUAUCUAGGAUACAUUUUUCAAUUGUACAACGCGUAUACGUUAUAUAAACUAUGUUAUCAUCAGGAUGCGACUUGGCAGGUACCCGUAUUGGCAGGACUAUUUUUUGUUUUGUUUCUGGGAAAUACAAUUACUACUUCAAUGGUCAUUCCACAAAAAUUAAGAGAAGUAAAAAUAAGGCGGAUUAUCAAGACUUACACCAGAAAAAUGUCUGGUAAUCGACUAGGAGUUGAUUCCAAAAAAAGUGACUGAAAAUGAAGUAAAAAGUUUAAAAAUAAUUAUUGUUGAAAUCUGAAACUAUUGUUUAUGUUCUUUCUUAAUAGUUGCAUUAUUGUUAAUAGGAUAUAUUUAUAUGGUGUAUCACUUACCUUUUAGAAACGUUUUCUUUUAAUACAUAAUAUUAAUAUAGUGUAUAUUAUUUAAACAUUUUAAAUAGACCAAUUAAAUUUUGUAAUUAUGGUUUUUUAA
This is a messenger RNA of Adelges cooleyi (spruce gall adelgid), 1603 nucleotides long. Its product is annotated as transmembrane protein 120 homolog. The transcript has 7 exons. The coding region runs from base 323 to 1387 and encodes 354 amino acids. Lineage: Eukaryota; Metazoa; Arthropoda; Insecta; Hemiptera; Adelgidae. The record is from RefSeq and is a predicted model, not a curated record. Gene Ontology annotation, cellular component: membrane.